AUGUCAAUAAUGCAAUAUAACGGUGGCUCCGUGAUAGCCAUGGUUGGGAAGGACUGUGUCGCCAUUGCUUCUGACUUGCGUCUGGGAAAUCAAGCUCUUGGAAUCUCGUCCAACUUUCAAAAGAUAUUCUCUGUGACCGAUCGAAUCUAUCUGGGCUUGCCCGGAUUAGCUACAGAUGUAACGACGCUACGAGAGCUAUUCCGUUAUCGAGUCAAUAUGUACACUAUCAAAGAAGAACGCGAAAUACAGCCGGAAACUUUUGCCCACCUGGUCUCCUCAACACUCUACGAACACCGAUUCGGCCCUUACUUUAUUGAGCCUGUCAUGGCUGGACUCUCUAAAACACCUUCCGGCUCUUUCAAACCAUUCAUUGCUGCCACAGAUCUGAUCGGAUGUUUAAACUUUGCAAAGGAUUUCGUGGUAGCAGGCACGGCUAGUGAAAAACUAUAUGGUGUUGCUGAGGGGUUGUGGGAGUCAGAUCUGGAGCCAGAAGACCUUUUUGAGACGAUAUCACAGACGAUGUUAAAUGCGGUAGAUCGGGAUGCAUAUUCGGGCUGGGGGGUGGUGGUGCAUGUUAUCACGAAGGAUAAAGUAGUUACUCGUACACUCAAAGGUAGAAUGGAUUAG
This is a messenger RNA of Marasmius oreades (fairy-ring Marasmius), 627 nucleotides long. It is a transcript of the gene PUP3, whose product is annotated as proteasome core particle subunit beta 3. Gene Ontology annotation, biological process: proteasome-mediated ubiquitin-dependent protein catabolic process. The record is from RefSeq and is a predicted model, not a curated record. Lineage: Eukaryota; Fungi; Basidiomycota; Agaricomycetes; Agaricales; Marasmiaceae. Bases 1 to 627 code for a protein of 208 amino acids. Gene Ontology annotation, cellular component: proteasome core complex, beta-subunit complex; proteasome core complex. The transcript is spliced from 5 exons.